Ectocarpus siliculosus is the source of this 1086-nucleotide messenger RNA. The record is from the annotation of a GenBank genome assembly. Lineage: Eukaryota; Phaeophyceae; Ectocarpales; Ectocarpaceae.
AUGGAGAAGCAGCAACGCAACGCUGCCGCUCCACCAACUCGCACGCCAGCCAGGCGCGCUACUGCUCCCGAACAGUGGCUCGCCUUGGACCGUGGGGGGCAGCGGCACAUCAACGAGGCGGCGGCAGAGUUAGCAGCAGAAGAAGGGUUAGAGGUGUCGAGGGCGGGGUGCUGCGCAUGGCCAGAGACUUCUACGAGGCAAGUGCUGGAGAUCCCGGAGACCGCGGACCAAUCAGAGAUCAAGAGAGCUUAUAGGCGGAAGGCUCUAAAGACUCACCCGGAUGUCAACACGGCACCCACGGCGAAGGAAGAUUUAGCGGAGGUGGUGAACGCCUACGAGGUGUUGUCGGACGAGAAGAAGCGGGCGAGCUACAACACGAGGCGCAAGUUUGCCAACCCGUUCAGGCGCGGGGGGGGCGGAGGAGCCGGUGCCGCCGGCAGUGGGGGGGGCGGGGGGGCGGCUGCGUGGGGGAGCUCGACGUACAACGCGGCCAGGGAGGAAGCGGCUCGUCGCUGGAGGGAGCAGAACCCCACCCCGGAUGAGAUUGGCGAUAGCUUCGGCGACAUAUUCCGAGACUUGGUUGGAGGCAUCGCGUCGGUGGGAGGGGGGGGCGGGGUGUUGAACGACGUUGUCGAUUUUUUGGAGAACCAGGUGGACGGGUUCUCGUCCGAUACGUCGUUGGAAUUUGAAGACCUUAUGGCGAGCAGAAAUCUCCAGGAGAUGAAGGAGGAGCUGGAAAACACAAGGUUUCUCCUCGAACAGCUCAAGAUGAAGAGCCGGAAGCUCGGUAUCGACAAGCUUGCGGCGGAGAAAGAGGUGGUCGCGAUGAAGGCCGGGGGAGGGUCUAGGCGGUUCACGGAUAUCGACGAGCUGGACCGCCAGAUGAGUGCCAUCGAGAAGGCGGCCGGGAUCAAGGCGCGGUACGACGAGCUGCAGGGGCACGUGAAGGCAAGCAGAGAGCAGGGCGAAAAAAGCCCAGGGAAGUCGGCCGGAACGAACCGAAGAAGAAACAACAAGACAAGCUUGACAGCCUUUGCCAGAAUAAAGGCUAUUCCGUUAGGCUACUCAGUGGGCAGGCUGCCGUAA